Gasterosteus aculeatus aculeatus (three-spined stickleback) is the source of this 3501-nucleotide messenger RNA. RefSeq names its product phosphodiesterase 9ac (gene pde9ac). The record is from RefSeq and is a predicted model, not a curated record. NCBI's taxonomy places the organism in Eukaryota, Metazoa, Chordata, Actinopteri, Perciformes, Gasterosteidae. Gene Ontology annotation, molecular function: 3',5'-cyclic-nucleotide phosphodiesterase activity. Gene Ontology annotation, biological process: signal transduction.
CACAUACCCUUUCUCGCCUUCUCCGUCACUCAGCACCUCUCUCUCCGUCCCAUAGCUCUCCUUUUGCAUGUGUGUGUUUGUGUGUCUGCAUGUGAUUUAGGUGCAUCCUCAGCAUCCAGGACCUUCGGUCUCCACAGGGGAAGCUGCAUCGCUGACACUGUUUGGGCCAGAAUCUUUGCAGGUGUGUGAGAGAGGAGAGGGAGGUUAACAUGGGCUCCAGCUCCUCCUCCUAUGCCCCUAAAACCAUUUACCUGGAUGUGGAUGGGAAAGUGCAAAAGGUGGUGUUCAGUGGGCACUGCAGCCCAUGUGACAUUAAGGAGCUUCUGUGUUCCUCAUCUAACAUCCCCAGGAACACAGCCAUCAUGUUGAUGGACCCAGAGGGAGCUUUGGUCUCCAUAGAUCCCACCAUGCCCACCAACUCUCCCAACUCUCUGUACAAAGUUGUCCCACUGUCUACUGGUCAAAUUGGAGAGAAGGAGGACAUGUUUCAGAACGUGUUGUCCCAGGUGGCCGAUCAGUUCAGCAGGGCCUUUCGCAUUAACGAGUUGAAGUCGGAGGUCACCAACAGGCUAGCGAUGCUGGAGAAGAGAGUGGAAUUGGAGGGCUUGAAGGUGGUGGAGAUUGAGAAGUGUAAAAAUGAUCUGAGAAAGCUGCGAGAUGAGAUGACUUCAAGAGGUGGUGGCAGAGUAAACUGUCCGUGCAAAUACAACUUUGACGAUGGGAAGAAGGUCACGCCUAGACGAGACGUCCCCAAUUACCCAAAAUACACGCUGUCUCAGGAGACCAUCGAGGCGCUCAAGAAGCCGACAUUCGACGUCUGGCACUGGGAACAUAACGAGAUGCUAAGUUGUUUGGAGUAUAUGUACCAUGACUUGGGACUGGUGAAGGAAUUCAACAUGAACCCCAUCACACUCAAGCGCUGGCUGUUGGCCAUUCAGGAGAACUACCGUAGUAAUCCUUUCCACAACUUUCGCCACUGCUUUUGCGUCAGUCAGAUGAUGUAUGGCAUGAUUAACCUCUGCAACCUACAGGAAAAGCUGACUCUCACAGAUAUGGGCAUUCUAAUGACGGCGGCAGUGUGUCAUGACCUGGACCACCCUGGCUACAACAACACGUACCAAAUCAAUGCCCGCACAGAGCUAGCAGUCCGGUACAAUGACAUAUCUCCGCUGGAGAACCAUCACUGUGCCGUGGCCUUCCAGAUCCUCUCUCUCCCGGAGUGCAAUAUUUUUGCAAAUGUCGAUCCCGAGGCAUACAAACAGAUCCGACAGGCAAUUAUCACCCUCAUCCUUGCCACCGACAUGGCGAGACACGGGGAGAUACUCGACUCCUUCAAGCAAAAAGCGGACAACUUUGACUUUACCAAUGAAGAGCAUGUGACGUGUCUGAAGAUGGUUUUGAUCAAGUGCUGUGACAUUUCCAAUGAAGUGAGGCCAACUGAGGUAGCUGAGCCAUGGGUGGACUGCUUAUUAGAGGAGUAUUUCAUGCAGAGUGACAGGGAGAAGUCUGAGGGCCUCCCUGUGGCUCCCUUCAUGGACAGAGAUAAAGUCACCAAACCCACCGCUCAGAUCGGGUUCAUCAAGUUUGUCCUCAUCCCAAUGUUCGAGACUGUCAUGAAGCUUUUUCCUCAGAUUGAGGAGAUUAUGGUUCAACCUCUGAGAGACUCGCGGGACCACUACGAGGAGCUGAAACAGAUUGAUGAUGCCAUGACAGAGGAGGCACAGAAGAAAAAAACUGAAAAUAUGUCAAUAGGCGGGAAGAAGAAGUAAGCUCUGCAGUGAGUGAGUGCUGUGGUAUCUGUGAGUCUUCUUUUGUGAUCACACUCAGGAAAGGACUUUAAAACAUGUGAUUGAGGCCUCGGUGAAGAGAUUCCGUGCUGCGUUGUCAAGACAACAGAUGGAUCCGGAUCAAAAUGGGGCGAACGGAGAUUGUUUGGCUACUUACUGAAAUUAAUGUAGGUAUCAAGGUGACAUAUCUAGAAGGACCAAUUUCUCCAAAAAAAACACCUAUUUAAAUAUUUAAACCAUGCAUUUUAAAAAUACACAUUUGUCUGGAGAAUACUACUAAAAAUAAUUGAUUGAUUCACUUUUUUUCCAGUAGAAGAGUGAAAUGCACCAAAGUAGGUUGUUUUCACAUUCAUGUAGCAUUAUAUUAAUUGAUACUGGGUGUUUUCCAAAGAAAGAUGCAGCUCGGCACUUCUUUUUUCAUGUUCAAUACCAAUGAGCAGAUAAUCAAACGAAUUCAACUCUAUGUGUUCUCUUCUCUUGAUCAACACUGUCAACAACUGUGUUCAAUCGAAUGAACACACACACAAGUUCCAAGGUUUCACACAUAUGACCAUUGAAAAGGUUUUUGAUAUUUUGCAAUAAAUGUGAAACUAGUUUUGUAUGUCUGUUCAUCUGUCACAGAUUCUUCAUAGAUAGAGGUCAGCGCACAUAUUUCCGAGUGUCUUCAGAGUGUUUCCGUAGUAGCUCAGUCACCAUUCAAUAUAAAAGUUUUUCUUUAAACAAAUGGAGACCACGGGUUGUUGCAUAAAAGUUAGAAAGUACACAAUAAGCCCGAUAUGAACCUUGCCAUGAUCGACGUUGCGCGGUGCAUUGUAAAGGUGACCUACUAGCUGUGUCCUUGUAGUCACAUGACUUGUUACUUAUUACUGUUUCUGUUGUUUCCUCCUGUCCGGAGAAAUGGUUUGACAAAACUAUCUCCACCGUCUAACUCUGGAAGGCGUAUCGAAUUAAUCAAGCUUGUUUAUUUGUCAUGGAAAUGUUGCCAACAGAUCGAUCUCUAUCACGUUUAUUUUUGUAUCACUGCGGUUUACUUACAUGCUGUUAAUUCCAUAAAAGUGCCUAUCUAGAUAAUUGUGUUUACAUUUUACUUGUGAUUAUCGGAUCCGGUUCAUUAUUCCUAUCUUCACCUGAAAACAAUACUUAUUUUUGUUGUGUUGCAUUAAAAUGAUGUAUUAUUAUUUCCACCUCUUGAAGCCACAUGUAAGACUGCAUCGUAACAUUCAUUGUUGUGUAGAGAUUCCCAGUUCAGGCAGCUUGCUCCCUCAUCCUGACUGAAAUAGUUUUUAUUGCUGCAUGAUAGAUUUUAGGGCUAGAAAUGUGUUGAAAUAUGAGCAGUUAUCCAACGAGUACCACCCAAAGGUGCCACUUAUCUCAGCCCGAGCCACGCCCCUCCCUCCCGCCACAGUUUUCCUCUGAGCCAUAUUUUAUCUGCGUUGUUUUUUGGCUCCAGCCCCUCCCCUGGCUUUUUAUUACCGCAUUUCUGGCAAUAACUCCAGAUUGAUUAUUUACGUACCUCUUGGCUCACACACACUGAAUACCACCUACAUGCUGUAGCUCAGAGAAAUCAUUGAUACUACAGAGCAAUGAACGAAAACAACAAAGACUUCAUAUGUGCUGCUUAUUUUUUUGUUUGUUUUAUUUAUGCCGAAAACAAGAAACAUUCCUGUUCUCUGUGGUUUAGAUUGAUUAAACUAAUAAUUUAUCUACGUGUUAA